Molecule: messenger RNA, 2604 nt
Organism: Leptidea sinapis
Lineage: Eukaryota; Metazoa; Arthropoda; Insecta; Lepidoptera; Pieridae
Gene: Stt3B
Product: dolichyl-diphosphooligosaccharide--protein glycosyltransferase subunit STT3B
Exons: 15
Coding region: 118-2364 (748 amino acids)
Biological process (GO): post-translational protein modification
Cellular component (GO): membrane
Molecular function (GO): dolichyl-diphosphooligosaccharide-protein glycotransferase activity
Source: RefSeq, a predicted model, not a curated record
ACGUCAACACUUGAGUCAAUCGUGUAGGAGACAGGCAAAUUCAAUAAAAUUGUGUUUUUGGAAUAGUGAAUAUAUUUUUGGAAUAACUGGCCUUAUUAACAAUAAUUGUUCAUUAUAAUGCCGGCAACCGCUACAGCUAAGCCGGGUGCUAAGACGAGCCCGGCUAUAUUUCAUAAUACAGCCGGAUUUAGUACCCUUAUCACGGUUACUGUGCUGACUCUAGCUUGGUUGGCCGGCUUUGCUUCUCGGCUAUUUGCUGUGAUUAGAUUUGAGAGUAUUAUCCAUGAAUUUGAUCCCUGGUUCAACUACAGGUCUACUGCAUACAUGGUAGAACAUGGCUUUUAUAAUUUUCUUAACUGGUUUGAUGAAAGAGCAUGGUAUCCUUUGGGUCGUAUUGUUGGAGGUACAGUGUAUCCUGGUCUUAUGAUCACCUCAGGAACUAUUCAUUGGAUAUUACAUGCCUUGAACAUUCCUGUACACAUUAGAGAUAUAUGUGUUUUCCUCGCUCCUGUCUUCAGUGGUUUAACAGCAAUAUCAACAUAUCUGUUAACUUCAGAGUUAUGGUCCAGAGGUGCAGGAUUAUUUGCAGCAUGUUUUAUAGCUAUUGUCCCCGGGUACAGUAGCAGGUCUGUGGCAGGCAGCUAUGACAAUGAAGGCAUUGCUAUAUUUGCCCUUCAGUUUACAUAUUACCUCUGGUUAAAAAGUGUCAAGAGUGGUUCAGUAUUCUGGUCAAUAUGUACAGCAUUAUCAUAUUUCUACAUGGUAUCAGCAUGGGGUGGUUAUGUAUUCAUAAUCAAUCUUAUUCCUCUACAUGUCUUUGUUCUACUCAUUAUGGGGAGGUUCUCUCAGCGCCUCUUUGUGAGCUACACUGUUUUUUACAUAAUUGGCCUUGUUUAUUCAAUGCAAAUCCCGUUUGUUGGCUUCCAACCUAUCAGAACCAGUGAACACAUGGCUGCCUCAGGUGUAUUUGCAUUGUUGAUGGUUGUUGGGGCUAUGAAGUACCUGCACAGUUUGAACCCAAAGGGUGAAUGGAAACAGGUGCUUAUAUUUGGCACACUAUUGGCUGCAGGGGCAGUGUUUCUAGCUGUUGUUUUGUUAACGUACAUGGGUGUUAUUGCUCCAUGGAGUGGAAGAUUCUAUUCAUUAUGGGACACCGGAUAUGCAAAGAUACACAUUCCUAUCAUAGCAUCGGUGUCAGAGCAUCAGCCCACAACAUGGUCAUCGUUCUUCUUUGAUCUGCAUGUCCUCGUCUGCACAUUUCCCGUUGGCCUGUGGUACAGCAUCAAGAAUAUCAAUGAUGAAAGAGUAUUUGUUGCGCUGUACGCGUUAAGUGCUGUAUACUUCGCUGGCGUCAUGGUCAGACUGAUGCUUACACUGACGCCCGUUGUCUGCGUUCUCGCCGGUAUAGCGUUCUCGAUUAUUUUAGACCUGAUGCUCAAAGAAGAUGAUGUGCCUGUUGUUCCUGAGAUCGAAGAGACUAAGAACCUUUAUGAUAAGGCAGUUAAAACAAAGAAGCGUAGUCAGGAGUCGACACAGCAGGCUGAUCAUGGCCUAGGAGCGUACGCUCGCCCUGGCACUGUGAUAGCGUUCAUGGUACUUCUCAUGCUGUUCUCUGUACACUGUACAUGGGCAACCUCCAAUGCAUACUCGAGCCCCAGCAUUGUGCUCGCUAGCUAUGGAAAUGAUGGAUCGCGCAAGAUAUUGGACGACUUCAGAGAGGCGUACGGCUGGCUGUCCCAGAACACAGCGGAAGACGCCAGGGUUAUGUCUUGGUGGGACUAUGGCUAUCAGAUCGCAGGAAUGGGUAACAGAACCACACUGGUGGACAACAACACAUGGAACAACUCGCACAUAGCGCUGGUGGGGAAGGCCAUGGCGAGCAACGAGAGCGCGGCCUACUCCAUCAUGACCCAGCUGGACGUGGACUACGUGCUCGUGAUCUUCGGAGGUGCCAUCGGCUACUCGGGCGAUGAUAUCAACAAGUUCAUCUGGAUGGUGCGCAUCGCUGAGGGGGAGCAUCCCAAAGAUAUACACGAAGCGGACUAUUUCACAGAAAGAGGCGAAUACAGAGUUGAUUCGGAAGGGUCAAAGACCAUGUUAAAUUGUCUAAUGUACAAGUUGUCAUACUAUAGGUAUGACAGCGGCGGUAGCCCGCCCGGGUAUGACAGAACUCGUAACGCGUUGCCGGGUAACCGCGGCUUCAAACUCACCUACCUCGAGGAGGCGUACACCACCGAGCACUGGCUCGUUAGGAUAUAUAGGGUUAAGAAACCGGAUGAGUUCAAUCGACCCCGGCUACCACUGGCCCAAAGAACUAUUUCAACCACAAAUUCUAUUUCCAAAAAGAUGGUCCUUCAAGAUUAGCGCCACAGUAUAUUGUACCAACAUAUGUUUCGACGUCGAAGAGAAGAAAAGGUCUUCUGAAAAACAAGCCGACAGUAGUGAAAGGCAAGAAGAUGAAGUUAGAGUGACGUUGUGUGAAGCCCUCCUCUAGAUGUGUUGUUCGUGAAUGUGCGGUAGUGUAAUGUGCGGAAGGUAACAGGAUGGAUGUCUAGACUAAUUUAUAAAUCUACUGUAUUUAAAUAAAAUCGAAAGAUUCCUCUA